Molecule: messenger RNA, 2145 nt
Organism: Plasmodium malariae
Lineage: Eukaryota; Apicomplexa; Aconoidasida; Haemosporida; Plasmodiidae
Product: elongation factor G, putative
Exons: 2
Coding region: 1-2145 (714 amino acids)
Biological process (GO): mitochondrial translational elongation
Cellular component (GO): mitochondrion
Molecular function (GO): GTP binding; translation elongation factor activity; GTPase activity
Source: RefSeq, a predicted model, not a curated record
AUGGACUCGAUGGAUUUAGAAAGAGAAAAAGGAAUUACAAUACAAUCAGCAGCAACGAAUUGUAACUGGGAUGUAAAUAAUAAGAAAUUUACAAUUAAUAUAAUUGACACACCAGGUCAUGUAGAUUUCACUAUUGAAGUAGAAAGGUCCCUAAGAGUAUUGGAUGCAGGUAUUUUAGUUAUUUGUGGUGUGUCAGGUGUGCAAAGUCAAACAUUAACAGUAAAUAGACAAAUGGAUAGGUAUUUCAUUCCAAGAAUUUUAUUUAUAAAUAAAUUGGAUAGAGAUGGAGCAAACGUUGAGAGAACAUUAAGUACAAUUGAAAAAAAAUUAAAUUUGAAUACUGUUUUAUUACAAAUGCCCAUUGGAAUUGAACAAAAAUUUAAAGGAGUAUAUGACUUAGUUCAUAAAAAGGGUUAUUUAUUUAAAGGAAAAAAUGGGGUAUUAAUUCAAGAGGUAAAGGAUGAUGAAGAGUUGUUAAAGCAUGACCCAUCGUUUUCUAUACAUAUAAGAGAUUUAUUGAGAAAUCGAAUUUUUGAAAAAUUAGCUGAUAGGGAUGACGAAUUUGCAGAUGUCUACUUGAACAAUGAUAUAAAUGAUAUUAGAAAGGAGGACGUUUAUGAUGCUCUUCGUAGAUGCACAAUAAAAAAUAAAAUAACUCCCAUUUGUCUAGGUAGUGCGAAAAAUAAUGUGGGCAUUCAAAUUUUAUUAAAUUAUGUGUGCAACUUUUUACCUUCACCAAGGGAGAUAAGUAACUGUGGUUACAUAUAUGAGGACGCUAAUAGUGAGAGGAACGGAAGGAAUGGCAUCAACGAUAGCAAUGAUAGCAAUAACGGCAGUUUUGAUUACCUGGAAAAGAUGCAAGGGUGGUCAGAAGAGCACACAAAAGAAGACAAAGGUAACGAAUUUACGACCGAAACGUUUGAUGGAAAUUUUGAGAAAAAAAAAAAACAGUUAUCAUGCGACAGCACUUUACCUAUGGUAGGUUUUUUAUUUAAAAUACAAGAAGAUUCUAUGCAUGGACAAAUGAGUUACUUUCGUUUAUAUCAAGGGAAAAUUAAAAAGAAAGAACUGAUAACUAAUAUGAUAACAAAUAAAAAAGAGUCGAUAAAAAAAAUUAUGAAAAUGCAUUCAAAUACAGCACAAGAAAUUAAUGAAGCACACGCUGGUGAUAUUGUUGCUAUAAAUGGACUAAGUGGUAAAACAGGAACAACUUAUACCAAUGGAAUAUAUUCAAAUUUUCACUUGUUAAAUAUUUAUGUACCUAAACCUGUUAUAUCUGUUGCAGUCGAAAUUUUAAAAAAAGGAGAUGUAUUAAAAUUAACAAAAGCAUUGAGUAAAUUCACGAAGGAAGACCCAACAUUUUAUGUAAAAACAGAUGAACAAACAAAGGAAAUAAUUUUUGAAGGUAUUGGUGAAUUACAAUUAGAAAUUUACAAAGAGAGAUUAAAAAGAGAAUUUAAUAUUAAUGUCAAUUUAAAAAAUCCAAAAAUUAAUUUUAAAGAAACGAUCACAAAACCAUAUGAAUGUUCAUAUACUUACAAAAAACAGAAAGGGGGUGCAGGAUUAUAUGCACACGUACAUGCGAUUUUUGAAACAGUUUCAGAUAAUUAUAAUGAUACUACACAUUGUAUAUUUGUGAAUGAAGUAAUCGGUAAUGAUUUACCAAAAAAUUUUAUCCUCUCAAUUGAAAAAGCUUUUAAAGAACAAAUUGAAAAGGGUUACCUGAACAGUUCAGAAAUUAUUAAUAUGAAAAUGAGAUUAAUUGGAGGAAAAAUUCAUGAAGUUGAUAGUAAUGAUUUAGCUUUUAAAAAAGCUACAAUAAAUUUAAUCAAAGAAAAUUAUAAUAAUUUUUGCCCUGUACUCUUGGAGCCAAUUAUGCUCGUAGAAAUUAUAUCAAAUUAUGAACAUCAGAGUAAUAUUUUAACAAGCAUAACUAAAAGAAAAGGAUUAGUAACGAACAUUAUUAACAACAUUAAUACUGUUUAUAUAUAUGCAGAUAUUCCUUUAAAACACAUGUUUAAUUAUAUAAAUGAAAUUCGAGCAAUAACACAAGGCCAAGGUACUUACACAAUGGAAUUUGCUAGAUAUGAACAAGUCAGUAAAAAUGAUUUGGAUGAAAUAUUAAAGCUAAAGAACCAAAAAUAA